[Candida] anglica is the source of this 1452-nucleotide messenger RNA. NCBI's taxonomy places the organism in Eukaryota, Fungi, Ascomycota, Pichiomycetes, Serinales, Debaryomycetaceae. The record is from the annotation of a GenBank genome assembly.
UAAAAUCUCAUGUUGCGGCAUUUAAUAAUGAAACGAACUGGUCAUUAAAAUAAUAUACGUUCGUUACGUGAAGGUGCAAAGCAUUCAAUUGGUCUCCAACCCGGAAGGGGUAGAGCUAGAGACAUUUUGAGAAGGGUAAGAAUUGUAAGGUUAAAGUUGAUAUAGAGUACUUACUACUGAUUUACAAUUCUCACCGUGUUUUGGGAAAAGGAAUAAAGAAGCUCACACAGUGGAAGUAAAGAAAAAAAAGAACACCAAGCCCCCUCCCCACCCCCAUGUACAAUGAAAUUGGCCUAGAGUCGGAUUCUUUCCAAAAAUAAAAAAGAAAAAAAAAACCAAGCACAUAAAGGAAACAAGACAAGAAAACUGUCAAAGAAAUGUACAAAGUUUAAACUUGUUGUUCUGGUUCACUAUUAAAUAUAUUCUUUCGCAACCAGAAACUAAUUUUCUCAUUCUCAUUUAUAUAUACAUAUAUAAAAUUUGGAGUGUCCUGCAUAUGUUGUUUUCAAAAAACUUCAACAUCGACAAAAAAAGAUCGAGUGGUACAAACCACAAUAUAUUAUAUAGAAGCAGGUAUACAUCACAAUGUUCAGACGUUUCGGUACUAUAGCAGGUGUAACGGCCAAGUCGUCUGUCCUCAACAGCCUGACUAUGUCCUUACAUAGACCGGUUGCCUCCAUUUUCAACCGUUCAUUUUCAUCGAACUCAACCCUUUAUAAUGCAUCUUCAUCAUCUGCUUCUAGUCCAGUUUCAUUCAACAACAUAGGUUCUACUAGUGCUCCAGCCCAAGAUGCUGGCUCUUCAGCAACCACCAAAUCAGUCAAGAAUGAGAAGGUUGUCUUGUGGAAGUUGAAUGCCACUUUCAACAGACAUAACACUCUUCUUACUCUCGUAGCAGUGGUUGAAGAUUUGGAUUUCAUUAAGAACAAUCCAACUUUGUCAUACAAUGAACAGGUCAUGUACUACCUUAGACUCCCACAUCACCCAAAGAUCCAUGUUUCCGCUGGUCAAUUAGGGUUCAGAAAGGCUCAAAGAGCUGAAUACGAAGCAGGAUAUCAAGUUACAAACAAAAUGUUUAAGCUCAUAGAGGAAAGACACCUUUUAGGACCAAAGGAUAAGGUCGAAUUGGUGUUGAACAAAUUCGGAAAGGGUAGAGAAGCAUUCUUGGCAGCCUUGCAAGGUAAGGAAGGUGCUAAGAUCAAACCACAUAUCGUAAGAAUCUCUGAUGAUACUAAGAUUAAGUUUGGUGGUGUAAGAUCGAAGAAAUUGAGAAGAUUGUAGAGAUUUUUUACCAUAAAUGAUCUCAUUAAAGAUUUAAAGAAUAUCAGAAAUACAAGGUUGUUGAUUUCCACCUCUCUUUCUGAUGAUUCAAUAAUAAUCUUUAAAAGGCUUUUUAUUGAGUGCAACGGUAAAUAGACCUGUAUAUACAUGCAAUGGAAUGAUUAAGAAUAA